This is a messenger RNA of Aphanomyces invadans, 15577 nucleotides long. RefSeq lists its product as hypothetical. Lineage: Eukaryota; Oomycota; Saprolegniomycetes; Saprolegniales; Verrucalvaceae. Bases 19 to 14355 code for a protein of 4778 amino acids. The transcript has 7 exons. The record is from RefSeq and is a predicted model, not a curated record.
CGAAGCGACACGGUUGAGAUGCCGCGGGCAUGGCAUGCUCUUGUCAUGAUGCUGCCGGUCGUCGCGGGCGACCUGGCAAUUCCCCGAUCAAACGUCGUCAACUCUAUCGGAAGCGUCGACACGUUGCAGACGAUUCCGUUGGUCGCCGAUAUCGUCAUCCCCGACGGCCGUGAGAUCUUUCUCCCUAUCCACAUUCCGUCCGUCGCCGUGGCGGUCAACGCGAACGGGCCCGCAAAAAUCGACAAAGUCAGCUCUCUGCACGCCAAUGGACUGUUUGGAGUGGGAGAAGUCAUCGACAUUGACGUCCGAUUCACAAGCGCCGUGGACGUCGUCGGGACACCCUCCCUUCGCAUGCGCACGGGGUGCAAUACUGCAUCCUGUCGGGUCAAAGAAAUCCAAACUAUCACGUGUUCGGCCACCAGUGGCAAGUUUGCUGUGUCAUUCCAAGGCCAGACUGUGUCCAACAUCCCAUUCAAUGCGACGCCACUUCGAUUGACCAACUACUUGCUUCGACUCACGUCUAUCGCAGCCGUCCAAGUGUCGUACGAUGCAGGCACUCAAGCGUGCACGUUCUACGGCACAAAGAUCACAAUUCAAUUCGACCAAGUCAACUUUGUCACGCCCAACACGGACGACGGCAACCUCCCAUCCCUCACGACGGACCGGUUCAACCUCCAAGGCGACGGCAUUGCACUCGCUCACCACACGAGGUCAGUUGAUCUGACGCCGGUGGCCAUCGAAGUGCAGAGAGGUGUCGCCCCCACCGACCGCGACGCGCUGUUUGUCGGGAUGCGGACGCCGACGACACUCAUCUUUCGCUACAUUGUGGCCUACGGUGACGUGUCGCUGGAUCUAGACUAUGCCGCGCCAGACUCGUUGUCCCUUAACGCAGGCGGGUCAAUUUGCAACGCAGGGACGCUGAUCGCGGCAUCGCGGACGCUGCCAGUUCCGGGCCGCGCGCCGGCAUGGCCCGCCGGGAUGGUAUCCAGCCUUGCCGUCAACAACGACAUUGCGUUGAAUUCCAACAUUCCCGUCAUCACCGCCGUGACGACCACCAAGCCUGACGGCAUUUAUGGCCAAGGCGAGGUCAUCGAGAUCAGGAUUGCGUUUUCGCUUCCCGUGACGGUCGUUGGGGCCCCCGUGUUGCUGUUGGCGACCGGGAUGAAUGUCGCGCGAGCGCCGGUUGUCCGAGUCGACGCUGGAGGUACUGUCCUCGUGGCGCAGUACAUCGUGAGCUUUGGCGACUACUCGUUGGAUCUAACGUACGUGGACGCGACGUCGUUCGUGCUGAAUGCGGGCGACGCUGUCCUCCGCCAAAGCACAACGUCGACGAUGCCAGUCAACAUGACACUGCCCCCAAACGGAUUGCCGGGAAGCCUCUUCAACUUGGCCAACAUCGUGAUCGACACAACCCCGCCAUACAUUAUGUCUGUGACGAGCGCUCUACCCAACGGCGUGUACACGACUGGCGACGUCCUGUCGUUUGCCAUGGUGUUCUCGCGCCCGGUUUUCGUGACUGGCAUGCCGCAGUUCCAAGUUGCCACGGGGUCGACCAACCUCUGCCCUGGCCAGUUUGUCGUUCGAGUCCCGACGGACGGCGACGCCAAGGUGUUUAUGUUCCCCGAGGCAGUCGAUUGGCGCUGGCUCGAACCAGGAUAUUUCGUUGUUAUCGGCGGUCGGACGUACACAGUCGCUGGCAUCGUGGGGUACAAGGUCACCAUGAUCGAAUCGUACGUGGGGACGGCGGUGAACCUCGGCACAGACCCUGCGUCGCCGCAGCUGUCCAUCUUCACGCGGGGAUUCCAGUAUGCAACGUACACUGGAGGCAGCACAACGUCGACGCUCCAAUUCUCGUACCAAGUCCAGCACGGCGAUGUCUCUCCCGACUUGACGGUGGCGUCCGAUGUUCUCCUUCCCCCCGGCAGUUCGAUCCUGCGCCUCUCGACAACUCCGUCAACCCCUGCCAACCUGGCCAUGCCAGCCACAGGGUCGGCAGGAAGUUUGGCAGUGGCGAGCCAGUUGGUUAUCAACACUGACCCGACGACCGUCACGAGCAUUUCGUCGCCGACUCGAAGCGGGGUGUAUGUCACAAACAGUAUCGUUGCCAUGGCUGUCCAGUUCUCGAAUCCCGUGGUUGUCGUUGGCCCGACCGCACCGGGGCUUCUCACAAACGUGGGCGAGAACCGGUUUGCAACGUAUGUGUCGGGGUCUGGCACCAACACGCUCUUGUUUCAACUGGUCAUUCUCUCGUCGGAUUCGGCGGCGGCGGUCGCGCCGCUUUCCCGGGAUGCCAUUCGCAUGCCCAACGUAUUUACGUCCAUCCGACGGAAAUCCAUGAACCCCAUGGACUCGGCCAUCCUGACGUUGCCUGCUGCUGCGCUGACGUUGGCAUCCACGGUUCUGACCGUGAAUCCAUCCGCAGCCACAGUCACCGGACUGGCGUUGGAGGCGCCGCUUUGGACCACCACCACCAUGGCAUUGCGGCCCGGAGACACGGCCACAAUCGCCAUGACCUUCAGUGAGCCCGUCGCUGUUGCGGGCGGUACAGUCCCCUUGCUCGAUCUGACGGUGGGAAAGCCCGCAACGUACACGUCUGGGACUGGCACGGUCAAGCUGUUGUUUCAGUACACUGUCCAAUACGGCGACCAAGUCGCGAGUUUCGACAUCGCGUCCCCCGACGCGCUUCGUCUGAAUGGAGCGACCAUUGUGGCUGUCAACGGAGGGGCGCCGGCGAGUGCCCAGCUUUUUCGGCUCAGCUUGGUCAUGAGCAACAACCAGCCGCCACGGCAGCCCUUGGCGAUCGAUCCGUCGCCAUUUCGCAUUUUGAACGUUCGAUCGUGGACUAUCGAUGGCACGUACACCGUCGGCGACUCGCUGUUGUUGGCCGUGACGCUCUCGGACACUGUCGUGGUGUCAGGUACGCCUCAGUUGUUGCUCCGCACUGGCAACACUGGAGGCGAUCAAGCGGCCAGCUACUACAGCGCAGACGCCAACGUAUUGUACUUUGUGUACACAGUCCAGCCAGGCGAUGCGAUCGUCCAAGUCGUGGAAGCGUCGUCGGCGGCUUUGCAGUGCUGGAACGAUGUGGGGCUGAAUGCAAACCCAACAGCGGACGAUGCGUCCGCGGUGGCGGUCGUGGACUGGUCGAACCAGCUCGUCGUGUGCUGGAGCGAAAGGGGCAACGUGCAAGUGCGGCUGUUCAAUAACAACCCAAACAUGCCUCUGUGGACAACAUUGUCGGCAGCUCUGAAUGCCAACGCCGCCCAAGCCGCGAGCAACUGCAAGUGCCGGGGGACGUCCACUGUGCCAAGCCAACUUGUCUGCGCUUGGGAAGAAUCCACGGCGGGCGGCUCCAGCGUCGUCCAUGUGUCGGUCAUGACGGGCUCGGUGGUCAGCCCAGUGUGGACACUGCUGUCCGGUGCGGGCCUGAAUGUCGACUUGACCAAGGCAGCGACUCAAGUAACGUUGGCGAGCGCCAACAGUGGCGUCCUUGUCGGGUGGACGGAAGUCAUGGCGGCAACCGCAAAUUCCGCCAUUCAAAUCAAAUCGUGGAAUGGCAACGCGGGAGCGCCCGUGUGGACAUCGAUCGACGUGGCAUCCUUGAUGACCACUCCGCCCACUUCCAACCACUACCACCCUCGGCUCUUUUACUUUAACGCGCGGUUGACGCUCGCAUGGACAGAAGCCGUGUCCCCCACGCGGACCAAGAUUCGAAUCGCAGCCAUGGUGGCGACGUCGUGGGUGGCGAUGGACGGGAAUGGCGCUGGAUUGAAUGUGCCGACCCGAUUGGCGUCCAUGCCGGCACGAAGCGUCUGCGAUUCGAAGCUGUACGUAGCAUGGCAGGCCACCGACACGUCCGGGUCCAACGUAGGGGGUACCAUCCGCGUCCAAGUGUACAACAGCGACGGGAAUACUUGGACAUUCAUCGAUGGAGGGGUGGGACUCCAGUCGCAUCCGACAGCUGCCAUCGGGGUCGGAUUCGUGUCGCUUGCAUGUGCGUCGACGGGGCUGACGGCGGCAUGGCAAGAAGAGAUUGGUGGGGUCGUGAUAAAUCGAGCCGCGACGUAUUCCACAGCUGCCAACGCAUGGAGUCCCGCGGGGACUCCCAUGGAUAACCCGUCCCAACCCGCGACGAGCACAGGUCCCGUGUUGGCCAUGUCCAGCGCAUUUCUCUUUGCGGCAUGGACAGAGCGCCACGCCGUCAAUGGAAAGGCUCAGUUGCAUGUCGCCAUGUUCGCGUCGGAUUCACUCGCGUGGCUCUCGAUGACGUAUGGAUGUUUGAAGCGUCCCGGCACGGGCUUUUCUGUCCCGUAUGCACUCACGUUGCCGUCGCUGUUUUCGCAGGCGAGUUUGGGUGACUCUGCCCGCCUGGAGCUGGCUACGUCGGUACCCACAGUCGUCGACAUCACGGCGCUGUCCCCACCAGGCCUGUAUCGGCUGAAAGACACGGUUCAAACAAUCGCUGUCGUGGCCACGGGGACGUCCACCAUCACUGGUGGCGGGUACUCGAUCGGGUACAACGGAGUCGCGUCGGCGUGUGUGCCGUGGAAUGCGGCCGCCAUCGACGUCGAGAACGCCAUCAAGGCGAUUCCAGGCCUCGGCCUGGACGUCGCGGCGACCAAAGUCGCGACCGCAUUUCUCCGUGGCGGGGUCCUGUUCCAGAUCACAUUUGCAACCCCCUCCGUCGGAAUCCACCCACUCUCGGUCGAAUCGAAUGGAUGCGCUCCGUUGACGUGCGCGAACGGCGCUGUGUGCGGCCGAGUUCUCGUCAACACAGACAAGCCGGUGUCGGGGGUGCAGCCGGGGUAUGUGGAUUUUCUCGUGACGUUUUCAGUCCCAGUCCAAGUCGCGCCUGGAGGUGUCCCGCCUGUUCUCACUCUAUCCAACGGCUUGGCUGCCACAUAUACCCCCGGUUCGAUCGUCCAAGUGCUUGAUGUUGGUGUAGCUGCCCCGAGUCGAACAAUUGCCGGAUCGUUUGCCCUCGCCUAUGGCGGCGUACCGACAGCAUGCAUUAACGUAGAAGCAACGGUGGACGGCAGCUACUCGUCGGUCCGCCAUCGGCUCAUGGAGCUUCCUGCCGUGGCAAACAUUGGGAUUGCGUCGAUUCGAUCCCGCGUGUUCCAAAAUGGCAUCCGCCACGUCAUUCGUUUCCAACAGGGGGCGCCACUCGCGUUGUCGUACGAGCGUACAAUCACCUGCACGCCGUUGGUUGGGCUGGUCCAAACGAUCGAUCUCACAACAAGUGCGACUGUGACGGCGGGGAGUUUUGCAGUGGGUUUGGGGUCGCUGACAAGUGCCACGUGCUUGCCCGUUCUCACGACGACGGCGGCGGACCUCGGCGCGGCCCUGGUCGACUUGACCAACCACGAGAUCAUGGUCACCGUCCAGAAGCAACCCCUUCCCACCGGAGGGUUUCGUUUUGCCGUGACAUAUCCCGACGCCCACGCCGCCGAAGCCAUGCCGCUGACUGUCUCUACCGCUGGCUGCACAGCUUUGGUGUGUGCAGGCGGCACGUGUUCGCUCGUUGUCAAUGCGGACUACACUGUUGCCGCCGCGCGGACGCCGUCGCUCACGUUUCGGUAUACUAUUCAAGCGGGCGACGUUGUCCCGGCCCUUGGCUACACGAGUCUGACGGGAAGCAUUCAGCGGGCAGCAGCGUCGGGUACAGUUGCCGCUACCUUGACGCUUCCACAAGGGCUGCGUCCCAGCGGCGUCCAGAUCGAUUCAACGUCGAUGCCGACAGUCACACGAGUUGUAUCGUCGACGCCCAACGGCGUGUACUCGCAAGGGAACCGAAUUCACGUCGUGGUAUCGUUCAACAAAGCGGUCGACGUCACUGGACACCCGACGCUCGAGCUCAGCUCGAAUGGUGUCGCAGUGUACACGUCUGGUUCUGGCACGAACGCGAUCACGUUUCAGUACGUUGUCGGUCCCGGCGAAGUCACAGCCCGUCUCGACUGUUAUUCGACUGCGUCGUUGCAGUUUUUAACGCCCGCGACGGCCAUGCACUACCGGGACCCGAUCACGCAAGCGCUGACUCCCGUCGACCCGACACUUCCAGUCGGGGCGGAUGCCAACAGCCUCGCGACACUGUCCGCGGUCGUCAUCGACGCGGUCGUGCCGUCCGUGGUCGCCGUGACGUCGUUGAAAGCAUCUGGGACGUACGGCACGGACGAAUCGAUUGAUUUUGUCGUCGAGUUCACUCACCCUGUCGUCGUGACGGGGACGCCGUCGAUCGCGUUGAACAGCGGCGGUAGCGCAUUGUACACACUGGGCGGACUGCGGCAGCUCCUCGACGUCGGCGUCACGUCCCCUGUCACGUCCGGGCAGUUUGCAGUGUGGUAUGACGGAGUGUUGAGUGAAUGCAUCGUGUACAACGACGUCGACAUGCUUCGAUCCAAGCUCCUGGAUCUGCCUGGCAUCGGUGCCAUCGGACUGACGUCGGUCACGUCCGCGCCAUACGGCCUUGGGCACCGGAUUACCGUUCUGUUUGCCACCCCGGAUGUGCACACGGCGCCACUGGAGCUCGUCCCCGCGACUCCUCGCCACUGCAUCCCGUUGUCUCCUCCAUCGUCGAACACGUUCCUCGUCACCCGAGGCAGCGACGACCACCUCACGUUCCGAUACACUGUUCAAAACACCGACGCGGCGACUGCGCUGGCCGUGAUCGGCCCGACCAUUGCGCUCCACGGGGGAACGAUGCGGCGGCAAAGCGACAACCCUUCCAUGGACGUAGCCACGGCGUUGGUGCUCCCGGCCACAAUGCAUGCAAUUCGAAUCCAAGGCGGCGUGCCGUCCAUUGCGCAUGUCACGAUGGUCACUGCGGGCGGCACAUACGGCGUCGGGUACCCCCCGGCGUCCAGUCCACCGCAUGUCAAACCCGGUCAAAUCCUGUUCACCGUCGCGUUUUCGAUCGAAGUCGUGUUUGUGGAUGACGUCACGAUCGUCAUGAACACGGGGCGGUCGGCCGUGUUGUAUGCGCAGGUGAGUCCUACCGAGUAUUCGUUUGUGUACACGGUCGAAGUUGGCGACGCGAGUGCGAAUUUCGACUUUGCGUCGCCAAACGCCAUGGUAGGCACGAUCGUCGGCCGGUCGACGACCAACCGUCAGCCUGUGAACAAAGUCCUGCCAUUCCUGCAGCUCACAGGCGCCAACGUUGUGUCGAUUGACCCGACGCUGCCGGCAGCAAUCGUUGCCGUCACAACAACGCACCCAGACGGAACGGUUGGCGCUGGCGAAGUGAUUUCGGUCCAGACGACGUUUGGCCGCCCCACGACCGUCUUGUCUGGGCUGAACCACAAUCCGGUCAUGUCGGCGAAAUUCCCGGCCAUGACAGAAGCCAACGGCGUCGUCUACGUGUCGUGGAGCGAAGAAACGUCCGACACCACGAGUGUGGUUUACGUCGGCCAGCUCGACCCGAUUGCUGGGUUUCAAGAGCUGAGCCCGCCGGGGGGGAUGAACUUUCAUGGACCAAACAGCAAAGCCGUCAAGUCGUGCGUCGUCGUCCAUGACGGACAGCUCUACGUUGCAUGGGACGAGUCCGGCAUUGUCAACAUUGCGCGGUUCAGCGGCAACAUGGCGACGAAAGCAUGGACACCGGUGCCGUUUAUGGGGUCGAACGCCAACUUGGCGGCCACCGCGUCGACGCCGCAGCUCAUCACGUACAUGAACACACUCUUCAUCGUUUGGAUGGAGUUCCGAAUCCCCCACACCAACACAGAAGACUCGUUCAGCAUUCGCGCCGCCUCGUACGAUGCAUCUGUCGCCCCGCCGUGGAACGUGUACGACACCGCUCAAGGCACUUAUGGCCUCAAUAAAGACCGCGCGACGGACCCCCAUGCGAUUGUGUUUGCUGGCCAUUUGUACGUGGCAUGGGCCGAGUUUACAGGGUCUCGGUUUGCGAUUCAAAUCGCAGCGUUCUUGCUCAACACGAUGACGUUUGCAAAAAUCCCGCAGGUCGGGUACGUCAGCGAUGCGUUCGUCACGGCAUUUGGCCCGAUUUUGUACGCCAACGGCGCCAACAACCAGCUCAUGGUGCGGUGGUACACGUUCCCAGCGGCGAGUGUUGAGCCGACAAUGCACACUGGCAUCGUGAUGCCGCAGUAUUGGAAAGAACUCGUGAUGCCGUUGCCAACGCUAGGGUAUGCUCCGCACGUCAUGGCGUGUCAAGGCCAAACCAUCGUGGCCUACACCGUCCAGACGGCGGGUUCAUUGAAACUCGUGGCGGGAGCCGUCGACUCCACCGGGGCACUCUCGAAAGCUCAAACGCUCAACCACAAUCUACAACAAGACGCGAUGUCUCCGAAAUUGGCAUGUCUCGCCGGUGGCGUUGCGCUCGCAUGGACCGAAUACGACGGCGUUUCGUACAAGAUGCGCGUCCGACUAAAGAGCGCAGCGAACGACGAGUGGAAAGAAAGCGUCGCUGGGCUGGCCACCCUCGUGCUCACGAAUGGACUGGUCGCUGUCAACACAGACUUGAGCGGCACGUGCACGGUAACGCAUACGUUUGUCCUGCGCGUCGCCCCGAACACCCCUGCGAUCGCCCGACUCAAUGCUGCGUCUGUGGCGAGCAAUCGCGCCCGGAUUCAGGACUGUUUGACUUUUCAACUUGCCAACACGAUUUUGUUCCCGCUCGCGUCCGACCGGCGCAGCCUGGCGUAUGCAACAAACAUCGCCGUCGACACCUCGCCCCCCGUCGUGGUGGACGUCUCGACUACGCUGUCGUCGGGCACAUACGGCGCCGGUCAACUUGUUCCUGUCCUCGUUCGGUUCUCGACACCUGUCGUCGUAUCUCCUUGGCUGCCGGACGGAAACUCCCCGGCAUGGAUCGUGUUUCAAAGCCGCGUGGCGGCGUUGGACGGAAGCCACGAGCACAAGGCCGUCUUGAGUGCUGGGAACGGCACGGACACACUCACGUUCCUGUACACGACGCUCGACACGGACAAAUUCCUCCUCUUCGACUACAUGCUGCCCACGUCCUUGGGUGUCGAUCCAAUGGCGGGAUGGAUCCGGCGGAAAGCGACGGUUCCGACCACGGACGCCGUGCUCACGUUGCCGACCCCGGGCCUUGGCCACUCGUUGAGUCGGUGGUUCAUAGCUGUCGACACGGCACCGCCGACCAUCCUGGACGUCUCAGCGUCGAAUGCGGACGGCACGUACUACCCCGGCGACGUCAUCCACAUCGUGGUGACGUUUUCGCUGCCAGUCAUGGUGUGGACAGCCGACUCUCCGCCGCAGCUUGCCCUCGCCACGCAGCCACUGACCAACCCAUCCUUGCGCAGCUAUGCCACGUACGUCGGCGGCAGCGGCUCCACGCGACUCACGUUCGACUACCAAGUCCAGCCGUUCGAUCAAACGACGCAACUGCAGCUGUUCGACGAUCGGUCAACGGAUGUCGGGUCGUUUGUGAUGGCUGUCGAGGCGUCGGCGAACUCGAUCUUCCGCCUUGCUUCGUUUCCCACGACGUUGGCGAUCCUGGCGUGUCCUGCGCCUGGAACACUGUCCUCGAUGAACCAGAGGAUUGCCUUGGAUUCGACCGUGCCGACGAUCACCGGCAUGAGCACGACCCUUGCCGAUGGCACGUAUGACAUCGACACGGUGAUUCCAAUACGAGUCGCGUUUUCAGCGCCCGUGGCGGUCACGGGAAUGCCGCUGCUGCUACUAAACGUGUACAAGGAUGCCACGAGAGGCGCUGUGUACGCGUCGGGCUCUGGGACAAACGUUAUCGUGUUUGUGUACCGAAUUCAACUGGGCGACGACGCGUGGCCCCUCGAUCACUUGAACACGAACGCGAUGCAGCUGAAAAUGCCACUGCGGGUGAAUCCCCUCCAAGACCCUCCUUUUCCCACAAUCCACCGCAUGUCGUCCAACCCGACGCUUCCCGCCAACCUGACGCUGCCUCCCCUCGGCCCUGCGCCGCAGAUCAACACCCCGCCCAACUUGAUUCGAGCAGGGCACGUCAUCAACGUCCGUACCGACGGCGUCCGAGUCAGUCAAGUCGAGUCCAGCGCCCCCAAGACUCGAGUCACGUACGCCGCAGGCCACGUCGUUGAACUGUUUGUCCACUUUACGCAGUUGGUGUACGUCAUGGGGACGCCUCAGUUGAUGCUCAACGUUCCAACACGAGCGACGUAUGUGUCUGGGUCGUCCACUGAAGUUCUCCGCUUUGUGUACACGGUGGCGCCUGGGGACACGGCUGCUGGGCUCGAAAUCACAAGCGUCCUGUUGGGAGCAGGCGUGACGAUCCAAGAUGCUGUGGGAAUUCCAGUCCCGUUGCAGGUCCCGUCGGUGGGGUCGCAGCACAGCCUAGGCGUUCGAUACAAGAUCACGAUCGCGGGCAUUCCCCCUGUCGUGGUUGGGGUCGCAGCACCGACAUCCCUUGGCAAUGCGGUGCUCGCCGCGGGCGACGUGGUUCAAUUCACUGUGAUGUUCUCGAUGCCUGUGGUUGUUCAAGGAGCGGCUCCUCAGAUGGCACUCAACGUGGGUCAGUCCGCUGUGUACGUGUCGGGCUCGGGCACGUCCUCGCUGUUGUUUGUCUACACAAUUCGAGCGGGAGAUGCCGGCACGUUGGACUACGCGAGUGCAGCCGCCCUGUCCGGCACAAUACGAGCGCUAUCCACGACUCCGACAACGCUUGCGACGUUGACCUUACCGCUUCCUGGCGCGGCGAAAAGCCUGAGCGCGUCGUCCAGCAUCCGCGUCAACACGGUAGCCCCCACCGUGGUGAAUGUGACGUUUGCAGGGCUCCAAGAUCAAGUGUGCACUGUCGGGAUGGACAUUCCGAUUCAAAUUGCCUUUUCGUAUCCUGUGGCUGUGGUGCCAAGCCCCGAGAUGCCCACACUAGCACUAGCGACCAAGGGCAACAUGAACCAAGUCGCCCGAUACGUUGGCGGGACCGGCACUUCGUUGCUGCAUUUCAUCUACACCGUCCAGGCCGGCGACGCGUCCACUGCGCUCGAGUACACGCAUGCGAAUGCGCUGCGAGGCACGAUCUUGCAGUUUAGUUCGUCGCCGACUGUGUCGGCGAGCCUGACGCUGCCGGUGCCUGGCUCGACGGGGAGCCUCAGUGGCAAUGCCCGGCUGUCGGUAUGCAUGUCGUGCGCUCGCGUGCUGUCCGUGACAGGGUCCCCCAGCGGCGUGUACACGGUGGGGGACGCGUUGUCGAUGGUCGUGACCUUUUCUGAGGCCGUACGAUUCGACCGGCCGACGGCAAUUCCACCCCCCACGAUGUACAUCCGGCUCGCCAUGGCGCUCGAGCGCGUUGCAUCGUACGUGUCUGGCUCCGGCACGGCCGUGUGGGUGUUUUCGUACCAAGUCCAGCCCAACGACGACGUCUAUCCGUUUGAAGUGGCCAACACGCUCGCCAUGUACGGAGCCAAGGUCGUGUCGGUGGCGCGACCAACCUACUUGGCGUCGCUUCGUCUGCCGCAACCGGGGCGGCCAUUCAACUUUAGCGCGUCGUCGUCCGUACGCAUUGAUACGACGCCGCCAAAGAUCGUUCAAGUGACGACUCCCAUUCCCGACGGGACAUACGGCCCUGGCCACGCGAUUCCCAUUGACGUGGUGUUUUCGGUGCCGGUCGUGGUCGCGGGCGCGCCAGUGCUUCGACUCGCCGUCCUGCCAACCCCCCAACUGGCAACGUACAACGCACCGGGAUCGACCCCGUCCGUUUUGCGGUUUGUGUACGUUGUGCAGCCAGGGGAUAUGAUUUUUCGACUGGAUUACAUGCGCGUGUGCUCGGACCGGGGGUUCUUCGACGACGUGGAAGGGUACGACCCCGUGGAAUCGGAGCUGCCAUGCCUGCCGAUCGGAACUGUCUCGGCGCUCGACCUCCAUGGCGGGAGCAUCAAGGCUGCGGCUGGCACCCCGACGGUCGACGCCAACUUGGAACUGCCCGCCGUGAGCCCAUGGCCUGCGAUGCGGUACCUUCGCAGCGACUACUCUGUUGUGUAUGGCAAGAACUUGACCGAGCGCCGACCAAACCCGGCUGAAGUUGGCAGCGUCUGCCUGUUUGGUCAAGAAGACGAGCAAUUUCAUCUACUCGCCAACGGUAUUCCCAACCAUGCGGCCACUUCUGAACUUGCAGCAACUGCAUACAUGAUUGAACUUCCUCGGUUCCCCACUCCAAAUUGGUCUCGAGAGCGCCCGUUUGGACUGGUCGGGGUGAUGUUGAAUGGUGUCCCGUUCAAUAAUUCCGCCGACCUCGCGCCACAGUCGGCUGACUCGUGCGGCGGCGCCGUCGACGCGGCCACGAAACGAUACACGUACGUUGGGGUCCCGACUUGCUUUCUCGAGACAGCCAUGGCGCGGUCGACUAUGGUGGGGUACGUUCUCGAUGGGUACCCCCUGCACGUCUUGCCGACGACCCGCGUGGCACUCGACGAAUGCAACGGGGAGCUCGGACCGGACGGCGUUUAUCGGUACUACUUGAACCCACACACCAUUGAAUCCACUGGCACGUUCGUGCCAUGCUUCAAGGGGGUGGUGUCGGUUCGCCAGCAACAAGCUAUUGUCGUCGAUUACCAAUUUGUCGGCGGCAUCGAAGGGUUCUCGUCGGCGCCAAUGCGCCUGCAAGAACUCGUCGUCGUGCCGCACGGUCGAGACAGCAUCUGGCUCAAUGCCGACAGUGUAUCGAUAUCCACGACCGCUUCCACGCUCAUCGUGGCAAGCUCGGGCAUUCCCGAUGGACCCGUCGGCCCGUUCCCGAACGCAUUCAACCCGAAUUCGAUCCUGCCCCAAAACUACCAGUUCCGCAUCCCGCGGUCUCCGGUCCCGUCGGCCACGCGACAUCCACUCGCGAGCGGCGCCGUCGUCGGAGUCAUGCUGAACGGCAUUCCCAUGUACAACACGAUCGACACGGACGGCAACUCGUUGCUCGACCCUCGCAUCGUCCGCCACUUGAUUCUGGACAAGUGCAACGGAUACGUCGACGCCACGGGGGCAUAUCGGUACUACGCGCCACCAGACUGUCUCCUCGAAGCGCUCGGCGAGGUGGCGGGGCAGCCAUCGCCCCUUAUCGGGUACGCUUUGGACGGCUAUCCUAUCUACGGACGGUACGACGCGUCUGGCAGAGUGCCCACGAAUUUGGACGCGUGCAACGGACGGGUCAACGAAAUGGGAUCGUAUCAGUACCACGUGACGGACUUGCCACCGUACACGAUCGGGUGUUUUUACGGGGUCGCGCUGCAGUCGGCGCUGCCGUUCUACCAAAGCUUGGCGGUGUCCAGCGCCAUCGCGAUUGACUCGACUGCGCCAUACAUUACAGACAUCACGACAUUGAAAAACCCAGGGACGUACACGGCGGGGGAAACGAUCGACUUUCGAGUGUUGUGGUCCAACCCGAUCGUUGUGACGGGGACACCGACGCUGACGCUGGCAGUCGUGAACAACACAACGCGGGUGGCUGCCGUCGCCACGUACAGCGCGGCCACGAGCACAUCGACGACAAGCGUAUUCUUGUACGUCGUCGGGCCAGAAGAGUAUGUGGACGACCUGGCCGUGAGGUCGCCGACCGCACUCGAGCUCCCGGCAGGGUCGUCUAUCAAACGUGCGGCGACAACGCCAAUGCUAAAUGCCAUCCUCACUUGUCCUGUGGCUACGCUGGGGGCAAGGAUUCAAGCGGUUGCAAAUGUCCAAGUCAACCUGCGUGGCUUGUACCACCCCGACGCGCAAGACUUGACCGUGUACUUGAUGCACAACGACAUUCGCGCGCGCCUCUUCGACCCGAUUCCGAUGUCGGGGUACCAUUUUGGCCGGCCGCGGGACAACACAGCGCUGCAUGUGGACAUCGAGGACAGCGUGAGCGGCAUUGGCGGCGACUACUCGUUUGUCGCGAGCAACCUCGGUGUGAACCUCGCGCUGAGUGGGAUCGCCACACAAAGCACGUCGUUCGGACCGACGUCGCUCGCGAACAAAGCCAUUGACGGCAUUCGGUCGGCGUAUUUUUCCAGCCAGUCCAUCGCCCGGACGUCUGGUUGCGCUCAGCGAGACCCGUCGCCGUGGUGGCAGCUACGGCUCGACGAGCCCGUGGCCAUUGGCACGAUCAAGAUAUUCAACGUGGCUCAACAACGCAGUCAAUUUGAAGUGCAAGUCGUCACAGUGACCGGGCCGAUUCCAGUCGAAGGCACAUUUCAGCUGCGCGUGGGCGGCACAUGCACGACGCCUCCUGUGUCUGUCGAUGCCGUCGCCAUGCGGCGCGACGAACGUAUUUUUGGCGACUCGUUCCAGGCCAAGCUCGAGGCUUGCACUGGCCAGGUGACAGUCCUGCGAAGCGCGGCCGACCGCAUGGGAGGGUAUGGCAUGCGUUUGGAGGGUGAAUCACCUUUAUCGGUGCGUGUAGGUAUUCGUGGACAGUGACGUUUGUCCAAGACGUGGGAUCGAUAGCCCUCAUGGACGUCGUCAACCCGACGCAGCCGACGCUCGAGGCGUCCGUCAUGACCGUCUUCGACGCCACUGCGAACGACUGGUAUUCGUACCAAACGGCCAUGGAAAACGUAUUUGAGGACACGUUGUAUCCGUGCUACGUGAUGGUGUUUGAUGCGUUGUCGGCGCUGACGUUUGAAUCGUUGCAAGAUGCGCUGGACGCGGCCGUGUGGAGUCGGUACAUUGAAAACGGCCCGAUGGAGAAGACGAUUUUGCUGCCGGCCAACACGAAGGGGCAGUACGUUCGCAUUCAGCACAACUCGCCGCAGUCGUUGAGUCUUGCCGAAGUCGAAGUGUACACGGAGCGGCACUACUCGUUGUCCGACUACUUUGAGGGAAGCCCGGUUGUGAACCAAGCAUUCGAGUCGAACGUGGUGUGGACACCCGAGGUGUCCUUCCAGUUCGCGUUCGGGGGGCAGUUGGCUCGCGGCGAAUGGAGUCUGGUGCUGCAAGAUCGACGGCCGUCCAUCGGCGCCAUCAAGGACGCGUACCCGCUGCAAGGCGAAGGAGGGCUGUCCGAGUGGCAGCUCGUCAUCACCAACACGGCCGGCACCACCACCACGCACUACCUGUCGAUGGUUGCGACGGUCGCGACCCUGCCCAAGUACGGCGACCUUCUCGUCGACAUUCGCGAGUCCGAGACAGACCACCUUGACGCAGAGGGCAAUUCGUACUUGGAUCGGUCUGAAGCCAAGCAUUUCUUGGCGACGUACUGGCCAGGGUUUAUGUUCCUCGACGCGUUUGUGCAGUUUCGGCUUGUGCAGGACGUGGUCGACACGUAUGCCACGCACGGCCGACUCAAAGUGUAUGGUCAGCAAGGCCAGCAGCGGUGGAUCGCUGACACGUGCGAGGGCGCGGUGUGUGUCAUGCCGCCAACUCACUACGAACUGUACACGUCGCAGUCGGUCGCGGCCCCCCAGCAUUUGCUGGACAAGACGAGGACCAUCCAGUACCUGCCGUCGGCGCAGUUUGUCGGGAUGGACGCGUUCACGUACACGAUUAGCCUCAACAACAAGGACGCGAUCGGUCUAGUGCGACUCCAAGUGCUGAAUUGCCGAGACCCGUCCUGUGUGCACGAUCUGUACUUGGCACAGAGUAGCAUGCAGCCUGUCAGAUGAUCCGAACUCGGAUUUGAUCUGUGUGUGAAAUGUGCUCC